Tricharina praecox is the source of this 2289-nucleotide messenger RNA. RefSeq names its product kinase-like domain-containing protein. The record is from RefSeq and is a predicted model, not a curated record. The transcript has 4 exons. Gene Ontology annotation, biological process: protein phosphorylation; intracellular signal transduction. Lineage: Eukaryota; Fungi; Ascomycota; Pezizomycetes; Pezizales; Pyronemataceae. Gene Ontology annotation, molecular function: ATP binding; protein serine/threonine kinase activity. The coding region runs from base 1 to 2289 and encodes 762 amino acids. Gene Ontology annotation, cellular component: cytoplasm; nucleus.
AUGGCGAACAGUUCCCUCGGUUACGCGUCCUCGUCAAAUCUGCCGUUAACAGAUCGCUUCGAGAUAAUCAAAGAAGUCGGCGAUGGGAGUUUCGGGAGUGUCGUUUUGGCGAAGGUCCGGACAGCGGGGGCGAACGUAGCUCGGAGAGGUAGCGUGGUAGCGAUCAAGACGAUGAAGAAGAAUUUCGAGUCGUUCGCGCCGUGUUUGGAACUCCGCGAGGUGAUAUUCCUCAGGCAACUGCCGAUACACGCACAUCUGGUUCCGGCGUUGGAUAUCUUCCUCGACCCGCACACGAAAAAGCUACACAUCGCGAUGGAGUACAUGGAUGGCAAUCUCUACCAGUUGAUGAAGGCCCGGGAGGGAAAGCUUCUGGAAGGAAGCGUUGUCAAGAGCAUACUGUUUCAGAUUCUCUCCGGCCUCGAGCACAUCCACGCAAAUGGUUUCUUCCAUCGUGACAUCAAGCCGGAAAACAUCCUAGUAUCGACAUCGGCGACGAACCUUAACGAUACCGGCUCGUUCCGGAAGUAUUCGGCGAUGGUCACGCCUCCGUCCACUCCUCCCGUGUACUCCGUCAAGAUUGCAGAUUUCGGUCUCGCGAGGGAAACGUCGUCCAAGAUGCCCUACACUACCUACGUUUCUACCCGGUGGUACAGGGCCCCUGAGGUCCUUCUCCGUGCUGGGGAGUACAGCGCGCCGGUCGACAUCUGGGCGGUGGGCGCCAUGGCCGUUGAGGUCGCAACACUGAAGCCGUUGUUCCCUGGAGGAAACGAGGUUGACCAGGUCUGGAGAGUAUGCGAGGUGAUGGGCUCUCCAGGACAGUGGGUUGGACGUAGCGGCAAGAAGAUGGGUGGAGGCGAGUGGAGGGAGGGAACACGGUUAGCCGGACGGCUGGGUUUUAGCUUUCCAAGAAUGGCUCCUGUUCCCAUGGAGUCGAUCCUCGCGACUCCGACAUGGCCCACAUCGCUGGCCCAUUUCGUCACCUGGUGUCUUAUGUGGGAUCCCCGGAGCCGGCCAACAUCGGUGCAGGCAAUACAGCACGAAUACUUCAAGGACGCCGUGGAUCCGCUAUUGCCCAGGACUUCGACGCCCUCGCGGAUAGUCAAGAAGACUUCCGAACUCACGAUGAAACCAUCGCGUGACUCGAUGACCGAUAGUAUUCCUACUCUCGAGAAGAAAGGUUCGUGGUUCCGCAAGUCGUUUAUGGUUUCGCCUCCUCCCACGACGAAUCCCGAGACGAGACCGAGACCGGAGAAGAGAAGCACGUGGCACGCGCCAAAAGUUUCGUCUGGCGAUGGCCAGGUCAACAAUGGGGCUCCGAUGAUGAUCCUGCCGUCGAUACGGCCAGUUUCGCCACUGAGCGAUGCCGUGAGCGUACAGGCGGCUCGCGGCGAGAACGGAACAUCCUCGAGCAAGGAGCGCCGAAGCAAGGAGGAAAAGGCGGUGAAGAAGAUUGGAAGGCAGCUAUCGGUGGCGUCCAAGAAGUCUCACGAGAACGAUGGAUACACCAACGGCGUGCAGCAGGCGGUGGACAAGCUGAACGGCAACGUUCCAGGGGGAGGUUCACUCACUUCGCCGGUCGGUCGGGGGGAAAGCUUUUUCAGCCACCUGCGCAAGCGUGCGCGACGACUAUCGUCCCGAACGUCGGGUCUGCCUCCUUCGCCCGAAGACGACGAUCUGGAGACGGGUGUGGGCUGUGGAAUGUGGGGCGCAAAGGAUUCAGGGAGUAACCGGAGUAGCAUGUUGGUCGACUCACCUGGGGAUGUAUCAGGAAUUGACAAAGCUAUCAAGGAGGUUGACGCAGCGUUGGUCGAUUCCAACGGUGUUUAUCGAUCGAACUCGGCGAAUAUGCGACGGAACCUCAGUUUUCCUCCCACUCCGAAUGCCUCACGAGCUGGUGAGACUGUCGUCAAUGGCGUUGCUCAGACACCCACUUUUCCCCGCACACGGCGGAGCGUUCGGAAUACGAAGCAGCGAUACGAGACUCCCGACGAGCAAGAUGAAAUCGCCGAUGAGGUGCUUGCUGCCGCAUCCUGUGGAUACAGCAGUCGACAGACCUCCCAGACAUACGAAGCACCAACUCACAAAAGUUCCAACAAGGAUCUGGGACAUGUGUCUGCUACGAACGGCUAUCCUACACCGAGUACCCAGGCAGGUAACCAAUACUACGCCAAAGGGAUGGACAUCAGUGGAAAGAUGCGGAGAGAUGAUGAGAUGAUGGACCCCAAAUGGCCGACUCCUCCAAGCGAGGGAGACGCCGGCUGGGGUCAGAGCAUCUACUCGCGGCGGUAG